Messenger RNA from Dama dama (fallow deer), 699 nucleotides. Its product is annotated as small ribosomal subunit protein bS21m-like. Gene Ontology annotation, cellular component: ribosome. The record is from RefSeq and is a predicted model, not a curated record. The transcript has a single exon. NCBI's taxonomy places the organism in Eukaryota, Metazoa, Chordata, Mammalia, Artiodactyla, Cervidae. Gene Ontology annotation, molecular function: structural constituent of ribosome. Gene Ontology annotation, biological process: translation. Bases 53 to 316 code for a protein of 87 amino acids.
AGUUGGCUGGGUGCUAAGGGGUCCUGCAGAUUGAAGACUUAAAUCCAAGGUCAUGGCAAAACAUCUGAAGUUCAUUGCCAGGAAGGUGAUGGUACAAGAAAGGAACGUGGAAGGUGCAUACAGGACUCUGACCAGAAUCCUUACCAUGGAUGGGCUUAUUGAGGACAUAAAGCGAUGGCGGUAUUUCCAGAAGCCUUGCCGUCGGCGACAGAGGGAAAGCUAUGAAACCUGCCGGCGGAUCUACAACAUGGAAAUGGCUCGCAAGAUCAACUUCUUGAUGCGAAAGAAUCAGGCAGAUCCAUGGCAGGGCUGCUGAGGCCUGUGGAUAGGAGGCCCAGUAUGAAAACCUUUAUCCAGUUGUCUGCACCUCUUUUCUUCCUCCAAUCCCAUUUACUUUUCUUAAAAUAAACUCAAUCACAUAUAUGCAAGAAGCAAUUCCACUAGUCAGCAGUGGAUACUCUCUUUUAUUAAGUCAAAAGACAAACUGAGUCAAAAAGUAGUCUAGGGAUAGAAUGUUGGUUGCCAAGGGCUGGUUUGACAGGAGGGGCAUGGGAAAUUAUUGUUUAAUGAGUAUGAGUUUCAGUUUGGGAAGAUGAAAAGGUUUGGAGAUGGAUGAUGGUGGAACUUGCACAGCAAUGGGAAUGUACUUAAUGCCAUGGAAUUGUACACUUAAAUGAUCAAUUAUGGUAAAUUUUAUGU